This is a messenger RNA of Symbiodinium necroappetens, 1863 nucleotides long. NCBI's taxonomy places the organism in Eukaryota, Dinophyceae, Suessiales, Symbiodiniaceae. The record is from the annotation of a GenBank genome assembly.
AUGCAGAAAACGCUUGCAGUCCCUCCGGCAACUGCCUCGCCGGUUAAGGAGCCGCCGACGACGAACGUCAGGCUUGAUGCCUGGAAAAAGUCGAUUGAAGGCAACAAGGUUAAGCGCUUCAACAACUACCAGGAACGGCGGUCGGAAUCAGAGAAACUUCGGGAUCAGCUGAAGUCCCAGGACAUUCCAGAGGAGCAAAAGGAGUGCAUCAAACGCAACUAUGCCGCUCAACAGGAUGCAUAUUGGAGGGACAGCCGCAAAGAAAUCACUAUUGGCGACUUCGAGCUGCUGAAGGUCAUUGGCACCGGUGCCUUCGGCAUCGUCAGGCUUUGUCGCCACAAGGGCACCGGAGAGAUCCGGGCCAUGAAGCAGAUGAACAAGAAAGAGAUGGUCUUUAAGAAUCAGGUCCACCACGUGCGUGCUGAAAAGGAGGCACUCAGCUCGGCCAAGGACGAUUGGGUUAUUGGGCUACACUACACAUUUCAAGACGAUCAGUACCUGUACAUGGUGAUGGAAUACCUGCCCGGUGGAGACCUCAUGACCUAUCUCAUGCGCAAGGACACCUUCUCGGAGGAGGAGACGCGUUUCUACAUUGCCGAACUUGUGGAGGCUAUUGACUACAUUCACACCAACUUGCAUUACAUUCACCGCGACAUUAAGCCGGACAACAUCGUCUUCGACAUUGAUGGUCACAUUCACCUCCUCGACUUUGGCUUGUGCAAGUACCAGCCCCCGGAGCCUGCCCAGGGUGAAGGUGUUCCUACUGGCAGCAGUGCAGACAGUCAAAGCAGCCCUUCAUACAGGCGUGCAAGGCAUCCUCCUCGAGAAAAAAUGCAAUCGGUAGUGGGAACGCCCGACUACAUGGGACCAGAGGUCUACAAGAAGGCACCAUAUGGAAAGGAGUGUGACAUGUGGUCGCUGGGGAUCAUCAUGUUCGAGAUGCUCUUUGGCGGUCCGCCUUUCAGCGAUGAGCGGCACGAUCCAUCAGUGACUUCUGCAAGAGUGAUGCACUGGCGGAGAUGGUUCCAUAUACCACCAGAUCCACACGUCAGCUCAGAGGCUCGCGAUCUCCUCAAAGGCCUCAUCUGCGAUCCGGCCGACCGCUUGUCAGCGGAUCAGAUACGAGUGCAUCCCUUCUUUCGAGGUCUGGACUUCAAACGGCUUCGCAGCAUGGCCCCGCCCAUCAAGCCGAUUGUCAAAGGUCCGCUUGACACCUCCAACUUCGAUGACUUCCCGGGUGCUGAUGACAAGUUCAUGAUUCCGGCCGAAAGACACAAGGUGACUGGCGACAAAACGUUGCUGGCGGCGUUCCACGACUAUGGCUACCGGCGCGACUUGGAGGCGAAGAAGCCUUCAAUCACGGCGGCACUCAGUUCAGCCAGCGUCGUGGUCAUGCAGGAGGCAUCAGCACCCAGUGGAUUGGUUCAGAGCCAUGCGCCCCCAAUGCGGCCUGCACAAGCUCAGCAAGGACCUCCCCAGCACAGCUUUGUGGCGAAUCGGGGCAAGCAGCCAGCCAAGAGUUCAAUGAGCCCAGCGAUACCAGGUGGCCCAUCAGUCGCUCGUGCUCCGUUGCCUACGCAGUGGUCUUCAAGUCCCUAUGCACCAGUCUAUGCCGGCUACACAGGCCCUGCGAAUCCGCAGCUACAGGCUUACUGCCCUGCUUCGGCCAGUGGACCAAGGCCGCCUCUUCAAGCGAUGCCGGUUGGCUUCGUUCCGGGGGCUUCGUGCCAGGGAACUGUCCUCACGUCACAGGUGCCGCUGGCAGCACCUCUGGGACAGCCCGUGCCACAGGUCAGCGCAGUAAACCACGUCGACGUUGCUCCCUUUUGCCUGCCUCGGGCUGGACAUCCGAGUGCUCCGUGA